ACACACACACACACACACACACACACACACACACACACACACACACACACAAAGAGAGAGAGAAAGAGAGAGAGGGAUUGAGAGCGAGAUCAUGUUCAUGUGUCAACUAGCAACCGCAGUCACUACCCAGUGUCAUUUAUCACCCUCCUGUCCUCCUCCAGCUUCUCUCCUCACACACACCACUUUCACCCAGCAUGGCCAAGCUGCUACCUCUGCACCCUGGCCUGGGACAACUGGUCAUUGGCCCCCGGCCCCACACAGCUCUGGGCACUACCACACACUUCUUCGCAAGGAGACAGAUAGGUGGAGGACACCCGCAGACAUGGGUCCACACGGACAGAACCCAUCCAGGGGGGCGACCAACCCUGGAGCAGGUGGAGCCUCUGAUCCACAGCAGACUGGCAAACAUCAAGUUGGCCUUCGUGGCAGCGGACCCUGAUGGUACGGGGCUGGUGAGCAGGGAGGAGUUCCGACGAGUCCUGAGGGGCCUGCUGUCUCUCAGCCAGAACCAGCUCGACGUUGUCCUCAACGAGGUGUGUGAGAGAGGCGGUGAAACCGUGGACUACACACGGUUUCUUAGGCGGUUCAGUCGAGCUCCUGCUAUCCACAGAGCCUGCAGCAGCGUGAGGCGGGGUCCACAGAACACCUCCAUGUCCCUGUCUGAGAUACAGAAGCAUCUCAAAGAUAAGAUCGGAGGCAACCUGAGGGCCAUGAUCAGAGUGUUCAACCUGUUUGACUACAACAGAGAAGGACACAUCCAGCAGCACGAGUUUCGCCGUAUCCUGGACAACUAUUGCAUCCACCUGACAGACAAGGAGUUUCAAAGGCUGUGGAAUCACUACAGUCCCAUCAACAGCUCCACUAUUUCCUACGAAUUGUUCCUGGACAAGCUAGGCUUUGAUGACAGCCAAAACUUCAAGAUUGCUCCAGUCUGCACUAAGCUGGAAAUGUGCUGCCGAGGCACAACGCCACCUGAGAAAGUUAAACGGAGGAAGCAGAGAACAGAAUCUUGUUCCAGUCUACAUGAUGCUCCAUCGGUCCUACAUCCUGGGGAGUUGCAGAUUCUCUUCUACAACAAGAUGUGUGUGAACUCUACCCCGGUGUGGCAAGCGCUGCAGGCCUUUGACACCACCAACUCUGGCCUGGUAAAACAGGAUGUCCUCAGGGCCAUUCUCAGCAGCUUCAUAUUUCCCAUGAACCCUCACACCUUCCAGAAGCUGACCAACCAUUAUGGUGUGAGGGAAACAGGGCCAGUGAGGUGGAAACACUUCUUGGGCCACUUCAAGAGCCUGGUCAAAGAUGAGGGGGACACGAAUCUUCAGACCAACAGGGCUUUGGAGAAGCCUGUCCUAGAAGAAGACAACUUGGAUGUCCAGGACGUUCACCCUCGACUGAAAGAGAUUUCCCACUUGCUGGACACGAAGGAGGCAGGUUGGAUCAACAGAGCAGACCUGCAACAUUUACUGGAGAGAGCAGGUGGGACCCAGGCCCAUACCCACUCCCAGAUCACAGAGCUGCUCAACACACUGGACCCAGAACACACCGGGGUCAUCCAGCUGGCCAGCCUGGAGAAGCUCAACCCUAGCAUCACCUCUGCUCCACCACCACCACCCUCCCCUGCAAACACCGCUGAGACCCUGGGUGUCCCUGAGGUAACUGAACACACUACUCAUUUAACCUUUUGUGAAGUGGACAAGACGUGUGAGCUGCCCAGGUCAGUGCUGGCAGCUCUGAAGCUGUGUGAUCCUCAGCACACUGGAUACGUCACCCAGGAAGAACUGAAGAAGGUCCUCAGCCGCCACAGCAUGCCCUUAUCAGACACACACUUCAACAAGCUCCGUGAGACCUCCAAGUCAGUCAGGGGACAGUGGUCUCCCUCCUGCCCUAAAGUCAGUGCAGACUCCUGCAACAUCGUGGACAUUGUUUUCCAGAAGAUGAGAGUAAGAUUAGAGCAACGCCAAAGCAGCCUGUCAGACCGCAUCCAGGCCAUCACCCACAGCUCUGAUGGGACGCUGUCCGAGACAGAUGUCCAGAAGAUACUAGAGGACAGCUGGAUCAUCUUGGAUGAAAAGACUUUCCACAAGUUCACUGAACAGCUGGGCUUCAGGGACGGAAAACUCGAGAGCUCGUUGUUCCUGGUGAAGUACGAGGAGGCCACAGCCAACGACAGGCAGCAGCGCUUUGGGGUACAUGGUGAGGAAGAUGAGGUUGUCCCUUUGCUUACUUCAGCUGAGGAGUGCCUGGCUGCCAUGAAGACCAGCAUCAAGAUCAUCCAUGGGGACUACCUGACAGCGUUCCGACUGAUGGAUAGGAAACGUAAAGGCGUGGUCGACAGCAGUGAUUUCAAAAGGGUGUCCAGCAGCUUGGGAUUUUUCUGCACGGAGGCAGAGUAUCAGCGGCUGCUUGAUCUGAUGGGCCUGCAUCCCGGAGGCAACCUUAACUACGCAGAAUUUGUCCAUGUUGUUGAAAACAAUGCCAAACGCAAACAAGGGAAACAAACAGCGUGUGUACAAAAGCAGCUCCAUGAACUCCUGGCCUGUGACGCUCGCUACAAGUGGGCAGACAUGUCCAAGGUGCUGUGCCAGUUUGACAAAGACGGCCAGGGUUUGAUCCAUAAAAAGAGCUUGAGGAGACUCCUCUUCACCUAUGCUCUCCCCAUGGGGUCUGAAGAGUUCGACCAGCUCUGGUCGAGGUAUGACCCAGAGUGCCGGGGCUGUGUGGCAGUUUGUGACUUCCUGGAAAAGCUGGGGUUUCAUCAUGAAGGGGAUCACGGGCCUCGGAGCCAGAAGCUCAACCAAGCUGGGUCCCAGGAGGACACUGUCAGACCAGUGUCCUCUGACGCUGCAUCACUCCAAUGCAUUGAACAGAUUGUGCAGGAGAACUACAAGGGGUUGAGCGACUCCCUGACUCACCUGGAAACGAUUAGAGAUGGCACAGUGACAGUGGAGGAGCUGCUGCGCCUGCUACAAACCUACAGCUACUCUGUCCGGAGAGAGCAGCUUAUAAAUUACCUGCGCAGGCUUGAGGUUCCCAUGGAUGAUUAUGGUGAGAGGCUAUCUUACAUGGACUUCCUGUCUAAGUUUGACCCUAAAGCAGAGAAGAGGUCUAAGCGUCCUCCUUCUUCUCCUGAUGUUGCAUGCCAGAUAGAGUCUUUGGACAGCCUCAGUCCAGGCCUGAUUCUGACUAGGAUGCAAGAACUAGUAACUGCGUCAGCACCUAAUCUGUAUAAGGCAUUCUUGGCCUUUGACCAGAGUGGGACAGGGACAGUCAAAGCUCUGGAAUUUCGCCAGGUGCUGGAGAACUUUUGUGCCCAUCUGUCAGACAAACAGCACAGAUACAUCCUGACCAAACUGCAGCUGGACCAAGAGAACUGCACUGUUAACUGGAAGGAUUUUCUCAACAAGUUCCAGUCACAGAGCCCACUGACGUCAAAGAGGUCUCUGAGUAAGACCUGGGAAAAAGGGACUAAAACCGAUUGCUUGCCUAUCCAGACCGAGACCUCUGAAGACACAGAUUCUCUGCAGCAGAUCCAGGAAGUCGUCUCCGGUGACUUGUAUGAAAUCACCAAAGAGCUCAUAGAUCUUGACUCCUCCAACAGCACUACAAUCUCUAAAGGGCAGUUCAGACAGCUGUGUGAUCACCACUGCCUGAGACUCACAAAGGAUCAGUUUGAGUGUGUGUGGAGUCAGAUGCCUGUGAAUGAGCAGAAGAAGCUGCAGUACAGAGAGUUUCUGGAGCGCUUUGGUGCGCCGAGAGGGGCAGAAGCAGGGGGUCCCACCGUCAGUGUCCCAUCUCUGUCCUAUGAGCCCAGACAAACAGCCUCAGCGACAACAUUUCGCCCAGAGACUGUAGGUGCCAUUCUGCAACGCACUAAGUCUGCCCCCCAGUGCACCUCCAGGGGUCCUGCCUCAGUGGGGAGGCCGGGAACAGUAAGCCCGUUGGGCAGCGCAGAGAGAAGGCUGCGUGGGGCCGUGCAGCGCUGUUGGAGAGAGAUCCAGAAGAACUGUGCAAAGGAAGAUCCUCAGCAAGAGGGACACAUAAGCACUACCUCCUUCCUGGAGAUCCUCCAAUGCCUCGGCAUCAGUAUGACUCAGGAGCAAAUUGAGCAUCUGGCUGUGAAGUUUGACAUCAGCAAUAAUGGCUGCGUUUCUUAUCACAACUUCCUUCGUCACUUCCUAUUGAACCUAAAACCAGCAGAGACCAAGGCGGCACAUGAACGACGUAGACUCCCUCUUCCUAUAACACCGGUGAGCCACGGUGUUCUAAGCAAAGAUGGCGUGGAGGUCAUGCUGAGGAUGCACGGUGUGGUUCACUCCUCCUGGACCUCCAUCAGACGCUGUUUCCUGACGUGCGACCGCAGCCGCACAGGAAGUGUCUCGGUGCAGGACUUUAGGAAGGUGCUGCGCCACUUCAGCGUCAGGCUGUCAGAGGAGGAGUUCUUCCACCUCAGCUCUUAUUUUGAUGCCAACACCACAGGAAGGAUCUGCUACAAUGACUUCCUGUGGGCCUUUCUUCGCUGACCUUCAUUCAGAUGCCUACUGCUGCUUUGAUACAUUGUGGUAAUUUGGUUAAUUGCAAUUUGUUAUGCGGGGAUUAUGCACUGUAGAAAGCAAAAUAUAACCUGAAAUGGUAAGCAGAUCACUCUGCAUUUGAUCCUAAAUCCCCUGAAAAUGCAUUUCUCUGUAACAAUAAAUAUUGACACUAAACA
Etheostoma cragini (Arkansas darter) is the source of this 4708-nucleotide messenger RNA. It is a transcript of the gene efcab6, whose product is annotated as EF-hand calcium binding domain 6. The record is from RefSeq and is a predicted model, not a curated record. NCBI's taxonomy places the organism in Eukaryota, Metazoa, Chordata, Actinopteri, Perciformes, Percidae. Gene Ontology annotation, molecular function: calcium ion binding. The transcript is spliced from 29 exons. The coding region runs from base 195 to 4520 and encodes 1441 amino acids.